Messenger RNA from Pocillopora meandrina, 1328 nucleotides. Lineage: Eukaryota; Metazoa; Cnidaria; Anthozoa; Scleractinia; Pocilloporidae. The record is from the annotation of a GenBank genome assembly.
AUGAUUCAAGUUGAAAUCAAGUUUUUGUUUGAAUUCCUCGAUAAGUUUAUCAUCCCAUCUCUGAAUACAUCCCAAGCUAGUGAUGCAGAACUUGGAUUCUCCAGUGGUUACCGAGCAAGGUUAUGGCCAGCAACUGUUCUGGAGCACCAUGAAACUUUAAGUAAAAUGUUGAUGUCUCCUGCAGAAUAUUUUCCUUUAACAUCACAACAGGUGAAGAUGUCACUGAAGGACCCAGCAGCUAUCAACCAUUUUCACAAACAAGUGCAGAGGCCAAUGUUACAAGAAGCAAUUAAAGUAAUCAAAGAUUAUGGAGCAGAGUGGUUAACUUUUCCCAAGUUGUUUGGAAUGGGAGCCGAUCAGAGAUACCAAAGUCCUUUCUGGCAUUCAGUUUUAAAGCUUCUUGAAAUUCCAGUCAGAUCUGAAAAUCAACAAGAAAAGUCAGUGAACAAUCUCUUUCAUGUACAUGGACAGAACAUUCUAACAUUGGUGUCUAAGGAUAGAGUUGGAUUGAUUAAAUGGGCCACUCUUUGGAAAUUGAUGGAACCACAAUUGCUCAGUGAGAUCAAAGAAAUUGCUUCGAUCAUCACCACACAGCUCAAUCAUAAGUAAAGAAGCCACUCAAAACCUGUUUGAGUUCUAUGCCAAGCACAUUUUCAGUCUUCCAGUUAACAAUGUUCUCGCUGAAAGACAGUUCAACCUUUCUCAACUGUAUCUUAAUGAUAACAUGUCAGAAUUAUCAAAACAGGCCUCAAUCACAUUUGUUGAAAAUAUUCUGCAUAGUGGAAAAAAACCAACACCAGGACCACAGAAGCAGCACGUGAAGUUCACGAAAAAAGAAUGAAAGAAUAUACCCAAAUGCUUACCACAGACGUUUUGCAAGAGGCAAGAAAGAACCAAACAAGAUAAGAGAAAACUGCACACAUGGGCCACUUACUGCAAAGGAUGUUUACCCUAGAGCUUGGGUAGAAAAGAAAGUAAACAAUAACUUACCAGAAACAAUUAAGUCACUAAAAGCAGAUGGUCGCAAACUUAAACUUCAAUGGAAGGCUUCUGCCAAGGGAACAUCUGCACUGGAGGGACAGAGGUCAUUCAACCCAACAGUAAUUGAGGGAGUUACCUGUACACCUGAUGGACAAGUUCCAAGACUCAUGCAGCUAGCGGCACUAAAGGUGUGGAACUAUGGGGAGGAGCUACCAAUUUAUGAUCUACCAAGAGAAUGCCAGUUGUGUCUACAAAAUCUUCCAAAUGUCUUCCAGCCUCCAACCACUCAUCUUUCCACAUCCCACAUGUCUGAACAUGUUACACCGUUGCCUGCACAUGAAGAAUAG